CGAAGCCCCAUUCCGCUGUCGGUCGUCUUCCUUUACCUUUAAUACGACUUCCAGUUCCAAUAGAGCUGCAAGAGCCGAUUAGGAGCAACUCCGGAGAAAGCGCUGCGAGCUCGAAACACGCGCUCUCCGACAAAGCCCUUCUUUCUGCACUUCUUUAAUUCCGGAGGAGGUCAAGAGAGUUUCGCAGGUUUGCUGGAUCUAUAUCACUCUUGGAUUUUUCCGAUGUAGGAUCUUGAUUUGAGAAUCUCUUCGCUCGCAAAAAAUGGCGGGGAGGCUGCUAAUGGCGCGCCUGCUGUUGGCUAUUCUACUGGCGCUGUUACAAGGCGGCGCCUUUGUGGCGGCGGAAGGGGAUGAAACGUGCUCUGGGAUCGUGCCGAUGAAGAAACGGGGUGAGGUGGUGUCGAUUACAGACUUUGGAGGGGUUGGAGAUGGGCGCACUCUCAACACAGAGGCUUUCGUGAGCGCGGUCGCCUGGAUUGAGCAAAGGAAUGCACCAGGUGGAACCCUUCUUUACGUCCCUUCCGGUGUCUGGCUUACUGGGGCCUUCAACCUCACCAGCCACAUGACGCUCUUCCUUGCCCAGGGUGCCGUCAUCAGUGCCACACAGGAUACAUCAAGUUGGCCACUGAUUGAUCCUUUACCAUCAUAUGGAAGAGGAAGAGAACUACCAGGUGGGAGAUAUAUGAGUUUCAUUCACGGCAAUAAGCUUCAUGAUGUGAUAAUAACAGGUGAGAAUGGGACAAUUGAUGGCCAAGGUGAUUUGUGGUGGAAUAUGUGGAGACGGAGGAACUUGCGUUUUACUAGACCAAACCUUUUGGAGCUUAUGCAUUCUACAGAUAUCAUCAUCUCUAACGUGGUCUUCCUCAACUCACCCUUUUGGAACAUUCACCCUGUUUACUGCAGCAAUGUUGUUGUGAGAAAUGUAACUAUUUUAGCUCCUCAUGAUUCUCCCAACACUGAUGGAGUUGAUCCAGAUUCGAGUUUAAAUGUCUGUAUCGAAGAUUCCUACAUUUCAACAGGGGAUGAUUUGAUUGCCAUAAAGAGUGGUUGGGAUGAGUAUGGCAUGGCUUACGCUCAUCCGAGCUCUGGAAUUACUGUUCGUCGAAUAACAGGAUCUGGCCCAUUUGCCGGCUUUGCUAUAGGGAGUGAAACUUCUGGUGGAAUAGCAAAUGUUCUAGCUGAGAACCUAAACAUAUUCAAUACUGGAAUUGGGAUCCAUAUUAAGACUAAUUCUGGAAGGGGAGGCUUCAUACUGAACAUUACUGUCUCUGAUGUGAAUCUGUGGAAUGUUCGGAAGGGAUUGCGGAUUGCCGGAAAUGCAGGAGACCACCCCGAUGACCGCUACAACACUAAUGCUCUUCCAGUUGUUGAUAAAUUGACAAUAAAAAAUGUGUGGGGAGUGAGAGUCCUGCAGCCGGGUUCGAUUCAGGGUAUCAAGAAGUCCCCAUUCACACAAAUUUGUCUUUCGAACAUAAAACUCGACAUUGCUGCAGUGAAGGCAGUUCCGUGGAUUUGUUCCGAUGUGAGCGGUGGUGCUCUCGAGGUGCAGCCGGCAGCUUGCACUAACCUGACCAGCACAAAUGGCAUGAAUUUCUGUACGGGUGCUCUUUAAAAAAAAAAAAAACUCGUUUGUUUCUUCUUGCUCCCAAUCUUCUGGAUGAGGUAUUGCUGUCGAAAUUGAACACUGAUUUAAGCGGAAAGAUGAAGCUGACAAUUAUGGAGCAUAAUGAAAUGAUAUUCACUGUUUUCGAC
Messenger RNA from Zingiber officinale, 1752 nucleotides. RefSeq names its product probable polygalacturonase. Lineage: Eukaryota; Viridiplantae; Streptophyta; Magnoliopsida; Zingiberales; Zingiberaceae. The transcript has 7 exons. Bases 263 to 1612 code for a protein of 449 amino acids. Gene Ontology annotation, biological process: carbohydrate metabolic process. Gene Ontology annotation, molecular function: polygalacturonase activity. The record is from RefSeq and is a predicted model, not a curated record.